Lichtheimia ornata is the source of this 221-nucleotide messenger RNA. RefSeq lists its product as uncharacterized. The record is from RefSeq and is a predicted model, not a curated record. NCBI's taxonomy places the organism in Eukaryota, Fungi, Mucoromycota, Mucoromycetes, Mucorales, Lichtheimiaceae. The annotation marks the transcript as partial. The transcript has 4 exons.
AUGAGAGUUCCCAAGACGUCUUUGCAUUGCCUCUUUUGGGUGAACAUGUUGGAUGAUGGUACCUCUGGCAGCAACAGGAUACGGAUCUCAAAGCAAGAAUGCUGUAUGGUUGGCUCAAUGCAGCAGUACCUACUGGAUGGCAUGGAUAUACGGUUUCUAUUUGAGGCAAAGAUGCUAUUUAGAAUACCACAAGUGGCAGAGCCUCUUUCGGCGAUACUAUU